AUUUUUGUUUAUUAUUCGGCCCGACUCGGUUUUCCGAAGCAUUUCUCAAAAAUCGGAGACCCUGCCUUUAAACAAGAAACAGAGCGUCCUUUAGGAGUGUACUCGAAGGGUGUGAAGGCCCCCUCCUGGAGUGACAGGGUGAAGGGGAGUCGGACUUUGGGUUAGUGACGGGGAAGCUGCUCUACAGAGCCUGUGUUAAGGUUUUAAAUAAGAAGAAGCCGAGUGGGAGCGUCGACACCCCAUGGAGAAGUGUUUUGGGUUUUAAUGCUGAUAUUAAACCAGAGUGGAGACACUGUACAAACCACCGUUACCCAAAAGAACUGCCGACCUCCAGUGGAGGAUUUUACAUGGUGUUAUCUCUGUGAAUGCUUUUAUUUCUGUUUUAAACCCUGAUAUUGCACAUGACUGUCCUUUUUGUUUACAGAGAGAAACAGUUUUUCAUGCUUUUAUUCGCUGCUCCAGGUUGCAGUCACUGUUUGUGUUUAUACGGAGCAUUUUAAAGUCGUUUUAUGUUGAUUUUACUGUUCAGUGUUUUAUUUUUGGUUUUAAAUACGUUAGGAAACAAAGGUUCAGGUGCCAACUGGUUAACUUUAUCCUCGAUCAAGCGAAGAUGGCAAUAUACCUGAGCCGGAAAACCCAGAUGGCACCGAACACUUACUCUCCAGUACAGACAACAGCACCUGUAGACUCUUCCUUGAUGGAUCCCAGCUCCUUGAUUUUAGAGGCUGGGGUUUGUAGUGACGACCCUGAGGCCUUUUUGGAUGAACUCAAGAGGAGAUUUGAGAAGGCGAUGGAGCUGAACAGACAGUUGGACAUAAACACCUCGUACAUGGCAGUCAGAGAGAAGGGACCGGGAGAACACAUCUCUCAGAUCCAGAAAGGCUAUAGAUACCUCAGGAGGAAACAUAAGAAAGUUGCUCAGGCACACAGACUUAUGAAGGUGCACUACACUGGGAUGGAGAGAAAGUACAAUGAGUUACUAAAGGAGCAUGAGCAAGAGAAGCUCUGUCUGGCUCAAGCGAUGGAGUCCAGGGCUAGGAUGGAGAACGAGAACAUUGAACUGCUCUCUCAGAUGAGUACACUGCGGUGCUCCAUGCAUCAACUAAAGCAAGAAGUCGCUGAAGUACAGAGGAUAUUUGCUGAAAAAAAGGAGCAGGAGCAAGUCUUGGGGGCUGAGACUUUUAAAACUUUGGAUCUCGGUCCAAAUUUAACGCACAAUGAAGAGAUACUUGUAAUGUCUCUGACUGAAAUUCAGACUAAGCUCACAAAAAUGGUGGAGUUAAAGUCUUUGUGUGACAAAAAGCGAGCUAACGUGUAUGACAAACUGUGUGCACUGCGACACACGGUGAAGGAGCUGGAGGAAAUGCUCUCUGAUUCCGAGAGGAAGUAUGACGCUGUAAAGCAGGAGAAUGAACAACGGAUGCAGGUCCACAAUAUUCUGAAGAUGAGGUACAAAAGGAUUCUGGAGUCUAUAACACAGUGCAAUAUGUUCCUAAUGAACUAUUACAAAGAGGAUGAAGAGGUUCUUGUCUAAUGCCACUGUGGGAUUAGAGUCAGUAUCCAGGAGCAACUCGGUGCAAAAAUAACGACCGAAUGAAAUGCAGAGGGUCACAGAGGACAAAGAAAGAAAGAAAAUAAUGAUUUGAAUGCUAUAUCCCAUUGAAUCGACUUGAUUUUUACUCCAAAGACGUUUUUCUUUCUCUAAUCCAUUUUCAUGGCCCCAUUCUUGCUCUUCUAAUUGAGGGUGAAUCCAAAAUGGUUGUGUUACAUUUAUAGUGGACUACAUAGGGCACUUUAGAGGGGGCAGGAGAAUGAGAACAGCACCACCUGAUCGAUCCGGUCCUGUAUCCUGGUAGGAAGCAAUGAUGUAGGAAACAACAACUAGUCACCGAAUCUGAUCAUUGCAGUUUUCUUUAUUCUGCAGCACUGUAAUGGCAUUUAACACACAUGUGCAUCUUUAUGAUGACAAAAACAAACAAAAAAAAUCACUAUUUUACAAUCAUAAUUUGUUCUUAAACCUCAGAAGAUAACAACAUAUGCUUUGUUUCACGAAAUAAAUUAUAUCUAUUUCUUGAUAAAUAAUUAUCUGUAUUUUUUAUAUAUAUAUAUAUAUAAAAGUAUAUUUCAGCUCCUAGUUGAUAAUAUUUGAUUAUGGAACUAUACACAUACAAAAAAGUAUGUACAUUAACACAUUGUUUCGUAUUUCAUUUUUCUCACACACACACACACACACACACACACACACACACACACACACACACACACACACACACACACACACACACACA
Molecule: messenger RNA, 2288 nt
Organism: Tachysurus fulvidraco (yellow catfish)
Lineage: Eukaryota; Metazoa; Chordata; Actinopteri; Siluriformes; Bagridae
Exons: 9
Coding region: 611-1534 (307 amino acids)
Source: RefSeq, a predicted model, not a curated record